Molecule: messenger RNA, 840 nt
Organism: Angiostrongylus costaricensis
Lineage: Eukaryota; Metazoa; Nematoda; Chromadorea; Rhabditida; Metastrongylidae
Source: the annotation of a GenBank genome assembly
AUGGUGACAAUCUGUACCUACAAUGCACGUACACUUGCAUCGGAGUCCUCGAUAGAAGACUUGCUCAUGCAAGUAAGAAGGAUAAGCUACGACAUCAUCGGCCUGACCGAGACGAAGAGACGCCACCCAUUCAACGCCGGCUGUGGCAUCGGAGAAGAACUGUUCCUUGGAACAUGCGACAGUAGAGGAGUUGGCAGCGUCGGCAUUCUCGUCACGAGUUUGUCCACGAACAUCGAUUCAAUCGAACAACUAACAACACGAAUCGGACGUUUACGAUUAAAAAGAUGUGGAUCAAUUUCGGCCUUGGCAAUCUUCGUCGUUUAUGCACCGACAUCAAAUUACGACGAAGAAAAAGUAGAAGCGUUCUAUAUGGACAUGGAGAAGUUCUACAGAGAAGACCACUCAUUCCUGAUAAGAGAUUUCAACGCCAAGAGUGGACCAAGAAGAACGUCUGAAGAACGACAUAUUGGGACCUACGGAUUAGAACGGAACGAACAGGGUGAGCGGCCCCCUGAGUUUAUCACGGCGACCAAGACCAUCCAUGGUAAUUCGCAAGCCCCAGCAAGAUUCUAUUUCUCGCAGAAAGGAGAAAACGCGGCUAAAUUCAAAAACCGAAGUCUCAGAACCACCGCAAACUGGGACUUAGCCAAUUCAUUAGUCGGCUAUUGGAAAGAUGCUAUUGCCGAUAACACCGACGAGGAAUACGAUCGGCUCAUUCAACAUCUUCUCGAUAGCGCUGUGAAAACUCAGAGUUCGAAAGUCACCAAGAGACGUCUGUCUCCAGAAACACUCGAGCUGAUACGCCAGCGUGGAAUCGUACGAGCUGCAAGCAACCGCUAA